This is a messenger RNA of Pestalotiopsis fici W106-1, 1263 nucleotides long. RefSeq lists its product as uncharacterized. NCBI's taxonomy places the organism in Eukaryota, Fungi, Ascomycota, Sordariomycetes, Amphisphaeriales, Sporocadaceae. The transcript has 5 exons. Gene Ontology annotation, biological process: transmembrane transport. The coding region runs from base 1 to 1263 and encodes 420 amino acids. Gene Ontology annotation, molecular function: transmembrane transporter activity. The record is from RefSeq and is a predicted model, not a curated record.
AUGAUUGGCGGCUACGAUACAAGUAAUGUUGCCAAUGUACAGGUUUCCGUGUACCGUGCCUUUGGCCAUAUUGAGCUCCUACCUUGGCUCAGCCUUUCAUACUCGCUCAUCAGCGUGGCCGUGAUCCCACUCGUCCGAAAAUUUACCUUGUUCUGUGAUUUAAAGUGGAUGGGACUUUUGUCAUGUCUGCUCACCUGUGCUGCGUCGGCACUGGCCGGUGCUGCUCCCAACAUUGAGUCCGUCAUUGCCGGGCGCGUUCUCAUGGCUGUCGGGUCCGCGACGUUGUAUCAGGUCAUACAGGCUUUCUAUGUCAUCGUACCGGUCGUGGCUGCGGCUUCGUCGCUUGUCCUACUAUAUCCAUCUUACCGUCUGCCUACCAACAAACCCGCACUUCAACACCUCCGAGAGAUUGAUUGGGUCGGCUGCUCAGUCAUUGCCAUAUGGACCGUUUUGGGUCUGGCCAUAUGCGCAUUCACAACUCAGCAGUACUUGAACCUCUUCACCACACACGAGCAUCGAGCGAUCCCAUGGAAGCUCUUCUCAAACAGGUCCGUGGCAUUACCGAUGCUUUGUGUGUGGGUGGCGGGCGUAGUGUACGGUGCGACGCUAUACUAUACCACGAUUUAUUUUGCCUUCACCCACGGUCAUGGGGCACUGGCUGCGGCAGUACGGCUUCUCCCAUUCAUUGGCGUCUUCAUUUUCAUGAUCUUCCUCGCCGGCACAUUGCUCCCCGUCGUACGAUACUACCAGGUAUUUUUCCUGAUUGGCGCAGCAUUGAUGCUCAUCGGCGGUGGACUGCAGCAGACAAUUACUUCCCAAUCGUCCGAGGGCAGGGUAAUGGGAUACGAAACCAUCGUCGCUGCUGGUGCUGGACUGAUGUGGCCAAUUUCUUUGCCGAUUGCGUCGACAGUCUUACCACCUCAGGACUGUAUGGACGCAGCAGCUCUGUUCAACAUGGGACAGAUGCUGGUUGGCAAAGUCGUGACAGAUCUCAACCUCUCGCACCAUGACAUCCGCGAGCUCCUGUCGGGGGCUGAUUCGACAGCUACAUAUUUUCUGAGCCCGGAUCUGCUCGCUCUUGUGGUCGAGGCCUUCACCAAAGCUCUCGUGAGCUGUUUCUACCUGACUCUGGCUGGCAGCGCUGUCGCUUUCAUUGCCGCUUGCUCUAUAAAAUUCGAGGCACUGAACUUUGGAGGAAUGGCGGCUCAAAGGCAGGCGACGGCCAGCGCCGAACAGGGAGGCAAGACCGAAGCUGCUGCGUAA